Molecule: messenger RNA, 4053 nt
Organism: Xenia sp. Carnegie-2017
Lineage: Eukaryota; Metazoa; Cnidaria; Anthozoa; Malacalcyonacea; Xeniidae
Exons: 25
Coding region: 232-3876 (1214 amino acids)
Source: RefSeq, a predicted model, not a curated record
UGGCAAAACAAAACCUGUAAAUAUCAUGAAAUGAAAGCAUUUGUGAAUUGGUUGAUUAUAUUGUAAUAAUGGGCACAAAACGCACCUUGUUAUGUAAAAAGAAUGGUGCAAAGCAUCGAGAGUGCUGGAAAUUGACCAUUAAAAUGACUAAUUUUGAAAUCAUUUGUGAGAUGCUUCAGUAGAACCAGUUAUCUUUGCACGAAGAACUUGCUGAUAGAGCUUUAAAAGAAAAUGGUUGAAGACGAAAAAGGUCAAGUUGAUAUAGACAUGAUUCUUGAUGGCUUAAAGUUAAAAAUGGAUUCAAUGGAGUUGGAAAAAGUGGUAAAAAUUGUAGGAAACCAGAUUAAAUUGUCACAAAUAAGAUUUGAUGAAGAAUGGAAGUUACUGUUGCAGGAAGAGCAGAUUUUACAACAUGAAAAUCCAUCGCCAUCAAUCAAAAAUUUAUUUGAAUAUAUUCAUGAAAAAAUCAUUCCAUGCAAACACAGCUGCAAUCCAGAAUUCAUCAAUUUAAAUGAAUUUCUCAGUAAUGUGGUGCAAACAUUCAAAAGAAAUGUUGGACAAGAAGAAGUGAUAUUUGAUGAACUUGUUUUAUUCUUUUCAAAUCAAGGUGUGGUUUUGCCAACUCCAGAAACAGAGAUUGUCAGUGAUAUUCAUCAGUCUACUGUCUCCUUAAACCUUGUGCAAAAUGAAAAUGAGGAAACCUGCCAUGAGUUAUGGGAUAAAAUAAGAAAAAUUGUAUGUCAAGGUCUUCUAUCAACUCUUGAUAACAUGGUACCAUUCAUGCAAAUAUUACCAGAACAAUUGGAAAUAAACAUUACCAAGAAAAUUACUAUUCUUGAGAAACUCAGCUUGCUGUACACAGCCAAAGAUUUGAGAAAGAAAUAUCUUCAAAUGAGAAAAUAUCAACUUGAAAGGAUUAUUUCAAAAGCCAACAUUUUGGGUGAAAAUGGUGAUAUUGAAGGAAGCAACAACAUGGAAGACCACAUUGGAUGUUUAGAUCUUGCCAAUCAUGCUUUGAAUGUGGUGUUUCAAGAGGAUUUUUCUAUAUUUACUUCUCAAAUAUUUUUUGAAAAUGCUCAAAUGCAACAUGAUGAGAUUUACACUGUUUACUUGCAAGACUUCUAUAAAAAGCUUAGUGAAAUUGUAGAAACUCAAUGUGCUUUGGGAAAAGAAUUGAAGAAUGAUUUCACUUUAUCCAACAACCUUGUUAUUAUGCUGAGGCAGUGUUUACUGUCUGCAUCGUUAGUUGAUGCUAAUGCUAAGAAAUUUUUACUGAGCUUAAAGAAAUCUGAAGGUAUUGAUUUUUGCAAGAACUCUCCAUCAGACAUUGUACAAGAUGAACCAGAAGAUUUUAAUGGAGAGCAUCACAUUUGGCCAUGGCAAGAAGUGUUUAAAUCAACAGCUAGUAAGCUGUCACUAGCUAUCUCAGAGAUCAUUCUGUCAGUUACAAAAAGUGCAUUGGCUGAAGAAAUGGAAGUGUAUAAAAAAAGAGACCAUGAAUAUCAAAUGUUACAUGUUCCAGAAAUUCUUGUUCGUAAUCUUUCAGACUUUCCUAAAGUUGUUUCUCUGAGUUGUGCAUUAAUUUUGACAAAAAUAGAUGAGCUUUCAACCUUUCUCUUGCUGAAAUCUCACUGGGAAUUUAAAAGUGUUAGAAAUGCAUUCUGGGAAGCGAUCAAAACUAGUCUUUUGUUGUACAAAUCAAGAUUGUCACAGAUGAGCUGUGAUGUUCCAAGGUCAUCUUUGGUGAAAAAUCUCUAUGCUGUUUUUAAUUCUGCUGCUCUUAUUAAAAUGACUUUGCAACAGUUUGAAGAAAAUAAUGAAAGUGUAUUGUGUUCAUUGAUGUCCGUUUACAACGAUCUUAUUGUUUCUCUGAAUGGAAAAAUCUUAAAUUAUCAUCGUUUGACGCUUUCAACUGUUGUUCUACAUGAUGUUCACAGUCAUCAUUGGACGAACGAGAAAGAAUUUUUUGAGGGUGAGCGAUGUUCAUUCUCGGUACAAAUGUGGCAUUACUACAUGCAAGGUUUAAAUCAUGAUUUAUGGCAGAUGUGUUCACCCAAGAAAUGUCAAGAAAUUUUCAUAUCUAUCGUUCACUAUUCCCUCACCUGUUUUGUAAGGCGUUAUUCCAAGGAAUCUCCUUCUUAUAGAAGGGCUAAACUUUUUAGAUCUGACAUCACGGCGAUCUUAUUUAGUGUUUCGUCGUGGAUGAUAUUUCCAACAUUAACUUCCCUCACGUCAAUAUUAAACCCAAAAUCGACGGAAAGUUUGAUAAUAGAUAUACAUAACUCAUGUUCUUCAUUACUGGCAAUCAUGACGAUCCAUAUGUGUCCUCUGCAAACCCUAUGUUUGUAUGCUUCCAGCGGCGAAGACGAGUUGAUUAGAAAAGGAAAGAGUACUGUUACAUCUUGGUUGACUUGGCUUCAACCUCAACUAUAUGGUGAACAUACUAAAAGAAUAGUACAUCUCACCGAUGUUCAAGCAAUUAAUUUAUCUUUCAAAUUAAUGAUAAACCAGCCAUCACCAGUUUGGUCUCUUGUUCUACAGACUGUCCUGUUACGGGACAGCUACUUGCCUGUUGCUAUAGUGACCAAUCUUGAUAACGAUUUAUUAUAUGACGUCUGUAGUUGCUCGUCAAAGAAAUCUUAUGUCCAGUUCAACUCACAAAAUGAGAGUUUAAAGAUGAGUGAAUCGUGUUUCACUAUUAUUACAUCAUUUUAUUACGUCAUAUUAAAGUGUGCUAACAACUGGAAAUCUUACGUAAACUUUGUAAUUGCUUUGAUGAACAGGGAGAAUGCUUGGAAAACGUUUUCAACGAUCAAAUACUUACGACUAACACAAGAAGACCAGAUUCCUUUAUGGCUUGAUUGCCUAUAUUCAACAUUAAAGCCUUUUCUUAACAGAUGGAAAAAAAGAAUGGUUUUUGUUCUCACAAGUUUCUACGAAACUCAAAGUAAAUCAUUCAAUUUUACAUUAACGAAGACGUUACCUUGUGGAUGUAAAGUAGAACGACAUGAACAUAAAUUCAAAAAUAAAGGUGAAAUGAAAAUAUCGGAGGCAUUUGAAGUAAUUUUGAAUGACUUAGUAUGUACGAUUCCUUUGAUGCCGAAAGUUGUUUUAAAGCUUUUCAAUAGAAUUGAAGCUGAACUACGUCAAGUGAAACCUGACACUGAACUGAAACCUUGUGCUGGAAUAAUGAUAAUAGGUAGCUUGCUUUAUCGAUAUCUCUGUGAGUGUGCCGAAGACAGUCUUAGUAAAAUUUCACCUUCUUUACAUGAUGUUAUCGUCAACGAUUACAAAACGUUAAAUAACUUGUUAUAUUGCGUGUUGGUGGGAGAAAGGUCGCAGAGUUUUGAAGAAUCUCGACGAUGGCGUGUUAUCGAAAUAUUGUUGAAAGAGAAAAAAGAUUGGAUUGAUGAGAAGAUAAAGGAACUUGUUGAAAUCAUGAGUGAAGUAGAAAACGAAGAAUGUGAACAUGUUUCAAAUGACGAUAAUUUCGAAGAACUUUGGUUUUUCAUGAAAUCAAACGAAUUUUUACUCGAUAACGCUGGCAAAAAUGCUCUACAAAAAAUUUACAAGUUCUUCGUUCUGGAAAAGGAAUGGAUUUUACGUCAUAUUCCUAUUACGUCACAUCUGGGUCCUCUCUUACAACCUUCAGCUUCUCAAAACCAUGUGAACAUAGUGAAUUUAACCCUCAAUCAUGAUGCCAUUGAAAGCUUUCCAUUUGACUGUGAGAAAAUGUUAAAGAGUAAUAUUGGUGUUUCGUUCAGUUCUUGGAAAACAUUUUUGUACAAUAGAUAUGAUUUUCAACAUGAAAGCGAUCUUGAGCCAAGAGAGAAAGAGCUAGUUGCUAAAAUCAAGAUGUUUUAUGAGCCUGGUUAGAUAUGAUGAUUAAGUAGUGAAUAGACGAUGACGUUAAAAAUAAAUAAAUAAAUAGUACGACAAAUUUAGAAAAAUAUUUCAACAGGUAACAGAAAAAAUGUUUUAAAUACUUCUUUGUCUAUUUCAAAAUUGUGUUUAUUUCGAUAAAAUAAAAAUAACAAUCUAUACAUGGCACAA